Messenger RNA from Xenia sp. Carnegie-2017, 1353 nucleotides. Its product is annotated as leucine-rich repeat-containing protein 58-like. NCBI's taxonomy places the organism in Eukaryota, Metazoa, Cnidaria, Anthozoa, Malacalcyonacea, Xeniidae. The coding region runs from base 88 to 1146 and encodes 352 amino acids. The record is from RefSeq and is a predicted model, not a curated record. The transcript has 2 exons. Gene Ontology annotation, molecular function: protein binding.
AAUCAGGCAAAUAUAAUUUUCUCUUUGUGCUAUAAAGAAACGUUGUGAUCUCUUAUAAUAUAGUUGUACUGGUACAAAAGAUUGCAUAUGAUGAAUUACAAGCGGUCGAAGAAAGAAGAAAAUCUUGUGGAUCUUUCAUGUCAGGGUAUCGAUAAUUUCCCUACUUGUUUACAAUCACAGUUUCGUGUGGACUUGUGUACCUAUCUUGAUCUAAGUGGCAACCAAAUGAAAUGUUUUUCUGGUGGUGAUUUAUCCUCCUUUCAUAGCCUUGAAACACUAGAUAUUUCUUCAAAUCAACUUGAAUGUCUUCCAUGUGGACUCUGUAAGCUGAAUAAACUUAAAAGAUUGUUUCUCAGAAACAACGCUCUUUUUGAGUUGCCACAAUGCAUCACUUCAGUUCGAUGUUUGGAAAUCUUAAAUAUUAGUGGAAACAAAUUUGAAAACUUUCCACUUGAAGUACUAGAUUUGUGUCGUUUAAAAGAACUCCAUUUGGGAGGGAACUCUAUCACUCAAAUACCAAAAGACCUAGCAAUGCUGUCUAGUUUGGAAUACUUGUAUCUUGGUGGAAAUAAAUUAAAAGAAUUACCUGUGGAAAUAGGAAAGUUAACAAAUCUCAAGUUUCUAAAUUUAUCUGACAAUGACAUUGACAUAUUACCAAAUGAACUGGCAAAACUACAUAAACUUGAGUCGUUGAGUUUGCAUAACAAUAACUUAACUGUUUUACCUAGUGGAAUAAUAAAAUUGAAAAAUCUACAGGAGAUCAGUGUACGUGGAAAUCCCCUGGUUAUAAGAUUUAUGAGAUCGCAAUGCUCAAGAUUUCCUAGUCUUCAAGAACUUGCUGGAAAGAAAAUUAAAAACGCACACAUUCCCUACUCUAAUAAAAACCUGCCAGCAUUUCUUGUGAAGUACCUUGACAGUGCUAACAAAUGUGUCAAUCCCAAGUGCUAUGGUGUAUUCUUUGAUUCGUGUGUUCGACAUGUCAAGUUUGUUGAUUUUUGUGGAAAGUAUAGGUUACCCUUUGAGCAAUUUUUAUGUUCUCUUCAUGAGAAUGAAUAUUGGGAUGACGUAUCAAGCUCUAGUAAUUCAAGUAGCGAAGAUGAUUCUGAAGUUGGACCAUCUUGGAUGAAAAAAAUUUUGUUUGGCUAACAUAUAAAUUAACUCUAUUUAAUAUAAGAGUAAAGUUGUCAAAAAUAUUGUACAUUAAAUGUCAUAUCAUGCCAACAUUCAUAAAUGUAAAGUAUAUUUUAUUUUUCUUUAGUUUCUUUUUGUUGGUUAUGCAAAAAUCAUGCUUUUUUCCUCACACCUAAAAAGACCAAAUUUCUGUAAUUGAUUAAAAAAUAUUUUCAUAACCAA